CUAUAUAAAUUUACAUCAAAUUGAUUUGAGUUUGUAAUGUAAUGUACAGUAGACAUGCUUUUGCUCCUUUCGACUUGUUUGUGCAUAUUAAUUGUUUCAUGCAGUGGAACAAGUGCAGGGAACUGUUCGGACAGACACAAGACUGAAUGUUGUAAAAAUUACAGACUAGUAAAUAAUAUCUGCAUCCCAUGUCAAGAUGGAUGGUAUGGAACCAACUGCUCUACAAUGUGUCCGGAGGGAUUCUUCGGUCCUUUUUGUAACGAGAAGUGUCCCGCAGAUUGUAACGAAACAUGUCACCACGUACACGGAUUGUGUGAUGAACGAACUUGGGGAUAUACGAAGCUUGGUGAUGACGUCACAGUACAAGAUAAUUCUGGUGCCAGAAAAUGGAGAAGUAGCAAUUUCUCAGUAUUCUUCCGAUCACCACAAACCUGGAUAAUCGUUGGAUGUGUAAUUGGGAGCUUUGCACUCGUUUGUAUAGUUGUCGCAGGAAUCAGCAGAUGCCGUGGAAUUAAAGUGAAGAGUUCGUGGAAACCAACAUUUUCAGUUUACAACGAUGGGAAUCAUUCGAACGUAGAUGGACAAUUAUCCUCGAUAUGCUGUGAACCAAACACCUCGAAAUCGAGCCUUCGCCUUCCAUGCAAAGACUGCGUAAUUAACCCGACUGGGAAGGUCAUAGUAAGUGACAUACCUGUAUAUUCACCAGUACCUGAGGAAAGCACGCCAGCUCAAACCUACUCUUGCAUCACAGAUGAAGAAGAUUCUUAUUAUACAAGUCCUUCUCUAACAAGGCGAUUUACGUCAUUCAAACGCAAUGCAGGUGAAAAAAGGCGCAAUAGAAGCCCAUUGGACAUAGACGAAAAAUACAUGAUGAUUAAAACCGGAGGCGAUGUUAAUACCCCAGAGUUCUGUGAUCCAGGACACUCGGCUGAUGUACCUGAUGAAAGCAAUGCAUAUUUUAUUUUAGAAAAGACACAUCCGCAGAAUGACGACAGUGCUUUAACCAAUAUAGAAAAUUUGCCCCCUCCUCGGUUUAGUGUUAUAGGAAAUGGCAUGUAAAUACACACAUUCAGUAACGAAAUAUAAAACUAAAUGUGUUUUCGGGAUAUUCCAAGUACAACUGAUCGUCUUUAUUAGAGCGCUUUUCAUACUGCGGAACUGUCACGGGUAUUUAAAAUAGAUCUAUUUUCUCUAUACACUCCCAUAUGACAUAAAGAAGACACAAGUCGUGACAUCAUCAAGCAAUGAACGCAUGACAUUACGGUACCCUGUCUUAACCUAUUGCGAAGGAUACACGUGUUAACUAGACUUGCGCACUUUCAGGGGCACCAACCCUGUCAUUUUCAGAUAUUUAUCAGAAAAUGUACGAUACUCUCAGCGAACCUUGCAACCAAAUAAAUAUUUUUUCUCAAAUUCA
Ostrea edulis (European flat oyster) is the source of this 1417-nucleotide messenger RNA. RefSeq names its product multiple epidermal growth factor-like domains protein 11. The coding region runs from base 55 to 1059 and encodes 334 amino acids. The record is from RefSeq and is a predicted model, not a curated record. Lineage: Eukaryota; Metazoa; Mollusca; Bivalvia; Ostreida; Ostreidae. The transcript has 7 exons.